CAGCGAAUGUAUAUAUACUUUCAGUGAGAACAGACGACAGCUGUUACGUCAUUUUUCUAUAUAAGAAAUAUAGACACUUGAAUACGAAUGUUCAGGAUGAAAUGUUUUCUGUGCUGGUAUCUUGUCAUUGUUUAUAUUAGUUUGUGGCCAUGUUGGGAUGCACACUGGCUUACGAAAAGCGAGUUACGUCGUGCCAAAGCGAUUAGAGACGAACGGCAGCGCUACGAAAUGUUGUAUCCAAAUUUGAAGGUCAGAGAUUGUUCGGCCAGAACAAUUUGCCCUCACAUCGUGAAAUAUAACAAAGGUACUGGUGCUGCAAACUGUCGAUUUUAUUACGAAUAUGAAUUAUGUGCUGCCAAAACAAACUGGUAUUGUGUUGAUGAGUACCUUUAUGAAUAUGUGAACUAUAACUGCGGUCCUACAGCCCCACCACCACUAUCCAUGAAUGGUGCUUUGGCCUGUUUUACAUCUCCACACAGUAUAUUACCAGUUCUUAUUCUACUGAUAUUGGUGUGAUGGAUUCAAAGUCAACUGAAAGAAAUAUAUCUGAUUUCAUAUACUAUGCAGUAAUUUGUUCUUAAACUGUUUUGACUAUGGCGACCAGGAAUACUUGUGCAAAUAAAAACCUGUGUAAAUUUAA
Octopus bimaculoides (California two-spot octopus) is the source of this 640-nucleotide messenger RNA. RefSeq lists its product as uncharacterized. The record is from RefSeq and is a predicted model, not a curated record. Lineage: Eukaryota; Metazoa; Mollusca; Cephalopoda; Octopoda; Octopodidae.